Molecule: messenger RNA, 1545 nt
Organism: Heterobilharzia americana
Lineage: Eukaryota; Metazoa; Platyhelminthes; Trematoda; Strigeidida; Schistosomatidae
Source: the annotation of a GenBank genome assembly
AUGAAUGUGCAUUAUAAUAGUUAUCUAACCUUAUUAAAAUUGAUCAGCAGGUUUGAAUAUACAUUAGAUCAUGUAGUAAUAUUUACAGUAUAUCAACUAUACAUUGAUGGUAAUUCGAUUGAUUCAAAUAGAUUUCAGAUCGAUUAUUGUUUAAAUACAUACAACUGUUUACUGAAUAAAAAUUUACGAAAAUCAAGAAAGUGUCUAUUGUUAUACGUUUAUGCCUGGUUAACUUCAAAAACCAUAGUUCGGAAAGAAAUAUCAAUAAUGUCGACAAAUAAUACUAGAGACAUUGAUGGUGUAUUACGCAGUAGGAUUGCAUCAUUGAUAGGAGUUGAAUCAUCAUUUCCAUCAACAACUAUACCAUCAAAUACAUUUAUAUCACAGAGUCUAACUAACACAUUAAUAAAUAAUCAUGAUCAACGUGGAUCUGGUGAUAUAGGUGAUGAUCAUUAUACAAAGAAUGAAAAAAUAAUACAUCAUACACAAAUAAAUAAUAUUGAUGGAAUUAUAUCAACGAAUCACGAUGAUGAUGAUGAUGAUGAUGAUGUAAUGACUAGUUGUAUUGAAAAUGAUGAAUCAUUCAAUAGUUCAUUGUCUAAUAAACUGGUAAAAACUUCAACAAAUAGUUUUAUUACUGAUACAGAUAUGGAUAAAGAAUAUCAAGAGAAAUCGAUAACUGAUUCAACUUAUUAUUCAAUCUCAUCUGUAUCACCAUGUUCUGAUAAUAAUUCAGAGAAUAAUCCAAUUAAAUUAUCUAAUUCACCUUUACUACAUUAUACUACUAACAGUGAUUUAAUGAGUAGUAAAUUUAAUGAACAACAAUUUACAACAGAACAAAUAAUAGACAAAAUAACUAUUAGAAAUAAUCUGAUAUCAAGUGAAGAAAAAUAUAAUUAUCAAGAAAAUAAUUCAGUACCUAAUGAUAAUUGUUUAAAGAAUAGUAUAAAAUCAGAGAAUAUACCAACCAAUGAGAAUCAAGUUCGAGAUCAACAGAUAUUUACAACAUCUUGUCUAGGAUUACAAUCAAUAGAUUAUUAUCAACAAAAUCAAUAUGAUGAUUGUUAUACAAGUAAAAACUCUGGUAAUAAUACAUUAUCAAACAAUAAGCAUAGUAGUAAUGUAACCAUGUCUAGCAAUAUGAAUACUAAUCAUACUACUAAUACCAUUAGUAGUAGUAGUAGUAGUACAAAUUAUGAUCACCAAUCAAAUCGCUCAAUUGAUGAUGACUGGCAUACUACUACUGAAAAGAAUGUUAGUAGUAGUGGUAAUCUUGUAACAAAAAAUUUACAUGAUACAACUAAUUUAUUAAAUAAUGAUAAUGAUAAUAAAACUAAUUUAAUUGUUAAUUACUUACCAUCAUUUAUGUCAGAAGAAGAAGUGAAAUUAUUAUUUUCAAGUAUUGGACAAAUUGAAAGUUGUAAAUUAAUACGUGAAAAAUUGACUGGUGAAAGUCUUGGUUAUGCAUUUGUUAAAUAUAUUCAUUCAUAUGAAGCUGAUAAAGCAAUAAAUACAUUGAAUGGUUACGGUUACAAAAUAAAAUAA